UUUUGGAGUGAUUGACGGAGACGCACGGGAAGCUUUAGCAGGUAUAAAAAGCAUCGUGUAGUCAUGGUCAAAAGCAGCGACGCUUCCCUUGUUCAUUCUUGGGCUGCAUCACUCAAUGACUAUCAAAACCUCUUUUGUCGCCUCUCUUCUCUUCGCCGCGUCUGCGUUCGCGCAAUGCGGUGACCUCCCGUCAAAUAUCUCUCUCACACCCGAUAGCAUGCUCCCCGAUCCCUUCACCUUCCUCAACGGAACCGCUGUAACCACCGCCGACGAGUUCACCUGUCGUCAAGCCGAGAUCAGCGCUCUUUUCCGACGUUUCGAACUCGGUGAACUCCCACCUCGCCCCGAAUCCGUCGUCGGCACCCUCUCCGGAAAUAAUACUCUCACCAUCGACGUUUCCCACGGCGGACAAUCGAUCUCUUUCAACGUCGGGAUUCAGACGCCUUCUGGCUCCGGUCCUUUCCCCGCUCUCAUCGUUUUUGGAGGGUUCCUUAGCCUUCCUCAACCUUCGGGUGUGGCGAUUCUUUCGUUCAACAACGACGAUAUCGCGGCACAGAAUGAUGGAUCGUCGCGUGGACAGGGAAAGUUCUUUACGCUUUAUGGAUCGAAUCAUUCGGCUGGGGCUAUGAUGGCUUGGGCUUGGGGUGUUGCGAGGAUUAUGGAUGCGUUGGAACAGGUCGAUACGAACAUCAACCUUGAGAGGGUUGGUGUUACGGGUUGUUCGAGGAACGGGAAGGGUGCUCUUGUUGCUGGGGCUUUCGAACCGAGGAUUGCGUUGACGAUCCCUCAGGAAUCGGGGAGUGGUGGUGCGGGAUGUUGGAGGAUUUCCGAUUCGAUGCUGGCUAAUGGGACCGUCACGCAAACGGCUAGCGAGAUCGUUCAGGAGAACGUUUGGUUCUCUACUGCAUUCAACACUUUUGCUCAAUCUGGCGUGGACCCUUUGCCUUUUGAUCAUCAUAUGCUUUCGGGACUCAUCGCUCCCCGUGCGCUUCUCGUCAUUGAUAACACUGGGAUUGAUUGGUUGGGUCCCGAGUCGGUUUGGGGUUGUCAGAAGACGGCCAACUUGGUUUGGCAGGGACUUGGCGUGGGCGAUUUCAUGGGUGUUUCGCAGGUGGGGAACCAUUCGCAUUGUGCGUUCCCCAGUCAGGAGCAGCCGGAUUUGGACGCGUUCGUGAAUAGGUUCUUGAAGGAUGAGGAUGCGGAUACGAAUAUCAUCAAGACGGAUGGGGCGAAUGGCCUUGGGUUUGUGGAUUCGCAGUGGAUUGAUUGGGAGGUUCCUGAUCUCUCUUGAUCGUAUGUUGUGGUGUGAUGUUGUAUUACCGUCCUUCUUUGAAAAUUCGAUUUGGUGUGAUUCUCUGUCCUUUGCUCAAGUUCUACAACGGUCUGGGUGGCUCAACUUGGAUUGGUCGAUCGUGAGCUCUUGACUAGAUGGUAGUGAGGAUGAGGCCUGUUUCGUAGUGCAGUUACCUGUAUCCUUGCGUCCGGCGUACCGUG
Messenger RNA from Desarmillaria tabescens, 1494 nucleotides. RefSeq names its product Glucuronoyl esterase catalytic domain from Hypocrea Jecorina. NCBI's taxonomy places the organism in Eukaryota, Fungi, Basidiomycota, Agaricomycetes, Agaricales, Physalacriaceae. The record is from RefSeq and is a predicted model, not a curated record. The transcript has 3 exons. Bases 116 to 1291 code for a protein of 391 amino acids.